UACACUUUCACUGGCAUUUACACGUUUGAGUCGUUGAUAAAGAUUCUGGCGAGGGGAUUCUGUGUGGGGCCAUUUACCUUCCUGCGGGACCCGUGGAACUGGCUGGAUUUCAGUGUGAUUGUCAUGGCGUAAGUAUCUCUCUUGUUACAGUAGACCUCUCUGUAUCUCUCCUGUUACUAUGUGACCAUCUACUUCCUUUUAACCUGCCCUCUCCUUCCUUUUAACCUACUUCCUUUUAACCUGUCCUCUACUUCCUUUUAACCUGCUCCCUCCUUCCUUUUAACAUGCGCUCUCCUUCCUUUUAACCUACUUCCUUUUAACCUGUCCUCUCCUCCUUUUAACCUGCCCUCUACUUCCUUUUAACCUGCCCUCUCCUUCCUUUUAACCUGCCCCCUCCUUCCUUUUAACCUGCCCCCUCCUUCCUUUUAACCUGCCCUCUCCUUCCUUUUAACCUGCCCUCUCCUUCCUUUUAACCUGCCCUCUCCUUCCUUUUAACCUGCCCUCUCCUUCCUUUUAACCUGCCCUCUCCUUCCUUUUAACCUGCCCUCUCCUUCCUUUUAACCUUCCCUCUCCUUCCUUUUAACCUGCCCUCUCCUUCCUUUUAACCUGCCCCCUCCUUCCUUUUAACCUGCCCUCUCCUUCCUUUUAACCUGCCCCCUCCUUCCUUUUAACCUGCCCUCUCCUUCCUUUUAACCUGCCCUCUACUUCCUUUUAACCUGCAUUCUACAUCCUUUUAACCUGCCCUCUACUUCCUUUUAACCUGUCUCUACUUCCUUUUAACCUGCCCUCUACUUUCUUUUAACCUGCCCUCUACUUCCUUUUAACCUGCCCUCUACAUCCUUUUAACCUGCCCUCUACUUCCUUUUAACCUGUAAUCCAAUCUACACUCUCAAAGCAAUGGAUGCCCUUUUGAUUACUCCUCUAAUACUCUUUUCACACUACUGAGCCGAGCCAAGCUGUACUGUGCUGGCCUGGUUAUGGAUCCACCAUAGUUACUGGAACCAUGAUGGAAUGGAAAAUGUGAAAGGAAAACAUCUGAGCAGGCAAAGUACGGUUUGGGUUGGCAGAAUAGUGUGAAAAGUGUAUUGUAUUAUAUUUGUUGUCUGACAAGCUGUAUUGUGACUUCCCUCUAUCGCUCCUCUUUACUCCUUAAUCAAAUCCCUUAAUGUUCGACAGAAAAAUGUCACUGGAAGUACAAGUUUGCGGAAUGCUUUUCUUACCUCCUCUUUUUUAUACAUUGGAGGAGAGUACAGUUCUAUGAAAACUACUCAGCUGUUUGAAGUUGACCUAACGUCUUUUUGAUGCAUCCAUAUUACGGGGGGGGGGUGGUGCUAAGCUAACAUAUAGAAUUGUUUUAAGAUGGUCAUACUAUGGAUCAUUUAGCUAUUUGAUUUGGAAUUUUAGGACCCAUAAAAAAUAUAUGAAAAUAUUAAUUGAUAAAAUAUUGAUUUUGGCCUUUACUACAAAAACCCAUAGAAACGCAUUGAAUAACACAUUCAUAAAUGGCAUAAAAGACAGUCAAACUGAGACCACCAUCGUGUUCGUGAGAGUCUUCCCUUUCCAUAAUAGUUUGUAGGUAAAACCGUUCGGACGCUACAGGCGUUUUUGUGAGAAGACCGAUUUUCGGGAUGUCUCAUGGUCUGAUAAACGUCGCUCUAGCUCUGCCACCUUUCACCGCAGAUGCGGAAGUGCGACACUGGCAGAUGUGGUGGAUUGAGACAAAAAAAAUACAGAUAUCUCUAGUUUAAACUGAUGGAUUUUGAUGGGAGGUUAACUGAAAAUCAAUAACAUCAGGAUUAGUUACUGACAGUCCAAUUGGAGAUCAAGUGUUGUAUGACUCAGAUAAGAUGAAUGAUCCUCAAUUCUGAAGCAUAAAUCAAUAUUUGACGUCAAUAUGGAGGGCUGCUCUUUAUGAAUGUAAAACAAAAUAAUGUGACAUUUGUAUUACUGUAAUACAGUGCCUUGCAAAAGUAUUCAUCCACUUUGGCGUUUUUACUAUUUUGUUGCAUUACAACCUGUAAUUUAAAUGGAUUUGAUUUGGAUUGCAUGUAAUGGACAUACACAAAAUAGUCCAAAUUGGUGAAGUGAAAUGAAAAAAAUAACUUAUUUCAAAAAAUUAUACAAAAUAAAUAACGGAAAAGUGGUGCGUGCAUAUGUUUUCACCCCCUUCGCUAUGAAGCCCCUAAAUAAGAUCUGGUGCAACCAAUUACCUUCAUAAGUCACAUAAUUAGUUAAAUAAAGUCCACCUGUGUGCAAUCUAAGUGUCAUAUGAUCUGUCACAUGAUCUCAGUAUAUAUACACCUGUUCUGAAAGGCCCCAGAGUCUGCAACACCAGUAAGCAAGGGGCACCACCAAGCAAGCGGCACCAUGAAGACCAAGGAGCUCUCCAAACAGGUCAGGGACAAAGUUGUGGAGAAAUACAGAUCAGGGUUGGGUUUUUUAAAAACAUCCGAAACUUUGAACAUCCCACGGAGCACCAUUAAAUCCAUUAUAAAAAAAUGUAAAGAAUAUGGCACCACAUCAAACCUGCCAAGAGAGGGCCGCCCACCAAACUCACGGAUCAGGCAAGGGGGGCAUUAAUCAGAGAGGCAACAAAGAGACCAAAGAUAACCCUGAAGGAGCUGAACAGCUCCACAGCGGAGAUAUCUGUCCAUAGAACCACUUUAAGCUGUACACUCCACAGAGCUGGGCUUUACGGAAGAGUGGCCAGAAAAAAGCCAUUGUUUCAAGAAAAAAAUAAGCAAACACGUUUGGUGUUCACCAAAAGGCAUGUGGGAGACUCCCCAAACAUAUGGAAGAAGGUACUCUGGUCAGAUGAGACUAAAAUCGAGCUUUUUGGCCAUCAAGGAAAAUUCUAUGUCUGGCACAAACCCAACACCUCUCAUCACCUCAAGAACACCAUCCCCACAGUGAAGCAUGGUGGUGGCAGCAUCAUGCUGUGGGGAUGUUUUUCAUUGGCAGGGACUGGGAAACUGGUCAGAAUUGAAGGAAUGAUGUAUGGCACUAAAUACAGGGAAAUUCUUGAGGGAAACUUGUUUCAGUCUUUAAGAGAUUUGAGACUGGGACGGAGGUUCACCUUCCAGCUGGACAAUGACCCUAAGCAUACUCCUAAAGCAACACUCAAGUGGUUUAAGGGGAAACAUUUAAAUGUCUUGGAAUGGCCUAGUCAAAGCUCAGACCUCAAUCCAAUUGAGAAUCUGUGGUAUGACUUAAAGAUUGCUGUACACCAGCGUAACCCAUCCAACUUGAAGGAGCUGGAGCAGUUUUGCCUUGAAGAAUGGGCAAAAAUCCCAGUGGCUAGAUGUGCCAAGCUUAUAGAGACAUACCCCAAGAGACUUGCAGCAAGUUUUCAGUUUUUUUUUGUCUUAUUUCUUGUUUGUUUCACAAAAAAAAAUAUUUUGCAUCUUCAAAGUGGUAGGCAUGUUGUGUAAAUCAAAUUAUACAAACCCCCAAAAAAUCCAUUUUAAUUCCAGGUUGUAAGGCAACAAAAUAGGAAAAAUGCCAAAUGGGGUGAAUACUUUCACAAGCCACUGUACAGGGACAAUGUUGUGAGACAUACUGGAAAACCCUGUUUUACUUCACUAUACUUCAAUCCUCUUGCUUUUUUAGCCAACAGUUGCAGAGCAAACUUUUACUUCCAACAUUUUAGAAUGUAUCCUGAAUUGAAUACCCAUUACCGAUUUUCUUACUCUUCAAAUGUUAUAUUUGGCUUUGGUUGUGUGGGUGUAGAAACCACCUUAAGUUGCUUUUGAAUAAUAUAUUUUGCUCCUGACCUUCUACUGUGGAUGGUCUAAACACGGAGGACAUACGGCACCUUUUUUCUAAGGGAACAAUUUUGAACAUCCCCACCAUGCAUUAACUGUCUCCCCUGUGAGAAAACCGUGUUUGAAGUAGGAGUAGACUGUAGGUAAGGCUCAGACAGUUUCCCAGCCACCCAUAACAGCCUCUAAACCAAUGACAGAUCAUCUGAUAGAGGACCUUAACCACAGGAGCAGGUUAUAUUUUUUUAUUUUACCAUUUAGCCAUUAAGGAUGCCUCCAGAGAUUGGAUGAAGUCCACCCCCCCCCCCUCCUCCCCUGAUGAAGUGUUGAUUUCUCAUUUGGCUUUUGCAGCUUUAUUUCUCCCUCUUUCCAGAGGGCCAGUCGACCUUGAACUGGAUGCCUCUGUGGGGUCAGAUGGAUAUUUAGCAGGACAGGGACACAUCAGUCAUCGACUUCCGCUGCCCUCCCACUAGUGUUGACAGACAGGCCACCUUCCUUCCCACCGCUGGCUUUAUUAAAUCCAGACUGAUGACCCCCCCCCCCCCCCCCCCCACGCUGAUAAAUAUCCACACCCCCAACCCUGGGGGUUCCCAUGGAAACAGAGUGCAUGCCAUGUUAGCUAUGAAGCUUUUGGAAAACUCACCUCAGAAAUGUAAUACGGAAUGGAACCACUUAGGUCCAGAAGACUUAAAAUACCUCAUAUGAGCAGCACAUGGACUGGCACCAUACUGGUUUUUCGCCUUUUUUUCCUGUAAUCUCAGCUGUCUCUUUGUGUGGAGACAUACUAACAGCACACAUAACUAUAAAAGAAAAAUGAAAUAUCUAUACUGUGCUGUUUCUGUCCUGUUCUCCAUGUAAAGCUUUACUAAGAGGCAGUGAGCAGUCCUUAAGUGCUUAGCCUACAGUUGUCUUUCCUUUUUCUUUUUGGUGUUUGACCAAAUAACUGUAAUUUGAUCCUGCAGGUUGCUAACCGAAUUUGUUAAAGUAGGCAAUCUCCAAGCACUUCGAACAUUCAGGGUCCUCAGAGCAUUGAAAACUAUUUCAGUAAUCCCAGGUAAGAGGGAGUCUCCCCUGCUGCUGCAGUGUUACCGAAAAAUGGGUUACAUUGUCUAUCGUCCAGUCCACAUACUGUUACUGUACUGUACAUGCCCCUUCCCCCCCUUCCUCCUCUCUGUCCAAUCCAAAGCCACCCUUUUUUACCCUUGACCUCUAGCCAUGCCCUCCCACCCUCCCCUCUCUUCCAAUCCCAGCCCAUUCAACUGUUGUGUUUUGCCUGUUGUCGGUGCUUUGUCAUUGUGUCUGCUUGACUUUCACUUGUUGCAGAUAUGUUACUGAGUUUGUGGACCUGGGCAAUGUCUCAGCCUUACGGACGUUCAGAGUCCUACGAGCACUGAAAACUAUCUCAGUCAUC
Molecule: messenger RNA, 5172 nt
Organism: Coregonus sp. 'balchen'
Lineage: Eukaryota; Metazoa; Chordata; Actinopteri; Salmoniformes; Salmonidae
Source: the annotation of a GenBank genome assembly